Trichomycterus rosablanca is the source of this 1203-nucleotide messenger RNA. It is a transcript of the gene mafa, whose product is annotated as MAF bZIP transcription factor a. Gene Ontology annotation, molecular function: DNA-binding transcription factor activity, RNA polymerase II-specific; RNA polymerase II cis-regulatory region sequence-specific DNA binding. The transcript has 2 exons. The record is from RefSeq and is a predicted model, not a curated record. Gene Ontology annotation, cellular component: nucleus. Gene Ontology annotation, biological process: regulation of transcription by RNA polymerase II; lens fiber cell differentiation. Lineage: Eukaryota; Metazoa; Chordata; Actinopteri; Siluriformes; Trichomycteridae. The coding region runs from base 93 to 1172 and encodes 359 amino acids.
UUAAAGAAAUCAAGCUGGCUCAGUCGGUGCAGGCUCAAAGCGCGUUGACAGCAGCUCUCCAGCCGCUGUGGAAGAGCGUUUCGGGAAAGCGCAUGGCAUCCGAGCUGGCACUGAGUUCCACCGAGCUGCCAACUAGUCCCCUCGCCAUGGAGUACGUCAACGACUUCGAUCUGAUGAAGUUUGAGGUGAAGAAGGAGCCUGCGGAAAGCGAGCGCCUCGGCUUGGCCCAGUGUGGGCGUCUGCUCGCUGGAGGAUCCUUGUCUUCUACACCGAUGAGCACGCCUUGCAGCUCGGUGCCACCUUCACCAAGCUUCUCAGCCCCGAGUCCUGGAUCAGGAGGAGAACCCAAAGCACACUUGGAUGACUUUUACUGGAUGGGGGGCUACGCGCAACAGCAACAACAACAACAGCAGCAACAGCAGCAGCAACAUCAGCAGCAGCAGCAGCAACCGAUCAACCCCGAAGCGCUCGCGUUUGGCACCGACGACGCAAUGGAGGCGCUGAUCAGCAGCGCGCACCAGCUGCACGCCUUCGAUAACUACGCGCGCUCGCAGCAGUUCCAAGCGUCCAGCCCUACAGACGAGGUCGGACCCGCGGCCGCCGUGGUGUCCGCCGUGAUCGCGGCAGCGGCCGCACAGAACGCGCCUCACCACCACCAUCACCACCAUCAUCACAGCAGCUCCGGGCAUCCAUCCGGCGUGCCGUCCAGCGUGAGCACCAAUCAUCACCAUCACCAUCAGCACCAACACCAGAGUCAGAACCAGAGUCAGCACGUGCACGGUCACGGGCACGCGGACGACCGCUUCUCGGACGACCAACUGGUCAGCAUGUCUGUGCGCGAGCUGAACCGGCAGCUCCGAGGCGUCGGUAAGGAAGAUGUGAUCCGGCUGAAGCAGAAGCGGCGCACGCUGAAGAACCGCGGCUACGCGCAAUCGUGCCGCUACAAGCGCGUGCAGCAGCGCCACGUGCUCGAGGGCGAGAAGACGCAUCUGCUGCAGCAGGUCGAGCAUUUGAAGCAGGAGAUCGCGCGCCUGAUGCGCGAGCGCGACGCCUACAAGGAGAAGUACGAGAAGCUGGUGGGCAGCGGAUUCCGCGAGAACGGUUCGAGCAGCGACAACAACCCGUCUUCCCCAGAGUUUUUCAUGUCUUCCAGAAAGUUUCUUCACCUGUGACUGUGACUCUUCCACCCCUGGCCUUGAGGAC